GGUACAAAUACUUAGCAUAUUAAAAUCUGUGUGACUGUCUGAGAUACUUACGUAGAAACAGAUAUACAGAAUUACAGACACAGGGGGAGAAGUUAGCGAGAAGCACCAAUAUCCAAUUAUUAAAUUGGUUAAUGCGUUAAGCUGUUACUUGAAAUUACAAACUAUAGUAAUCUGUAAUUUAUGUAUCUACUUCAUUAGGAUUAAACACUAUAUUCUCACAAAAUAAAAUAUAAUCCAAGGGUGGAAGCAGUACAACUCAAAUAUAAUUCGUUUGUUGACCAACAAUGGGUAAACAUACAAAAGGCGAAGUUGAAAAUUCAAAAAAUGGAACUGCAUAUGAAGAGUGCGCCAAAAAGAAGAAAAAAAACAAAAAGCAUAAGAAGCACAAGAAAGAAGUUAAUGAUGUUGGAGAGAAGAAACACAAAAAGACAAAAAAGCCGAAGAAGGAGAAACGACUUAAGUCUGAGAGCGAAACUUCUCUAUCUGAUGUUGAAGACCUGAUUAGGAAAUCUCGGCAAUGUAAAUCACAAGCAAAAGAGCCUCAAAUUGAGACUGUAAAAUCAAGUACUCCAAAACCUAACAAUGGAAGUGCCUAUAUUGUAAAGUCGCGAAGUAGCAGUAGAAGUAAUUUGCAUAAGAAAGGCGACAGUGUGGAAAUUAUUUCAUCAAACUCGGAGACUGAGAACUACCAAGAAGACUGUGCAAGUCCAGAACUUACAAUGAUAGAAGACGAUCUUAAUUUAGAAGAGUUAAUGCAUCAAAAAGAACUCCUGCAAGCGCGAUUAGUUGCAUAUUCUUCAGAUACAAGUGACGAGGAAAAUCAAAGAAAGAGAAAAAGAGGUGAUAUUAUACAUAUCAAUGAUAACGAGGCUGGAGCUACACAUCAUAAACGAAGUCAUAAAGAAUAUGAAAUAGAAAAGCGACGGAGCAGCAAACAUAAAUCAUGUAGGGAAGAACGUGAAAGGCACAAACACAGAUCGCAUCGCGAUCAAAGUAGUGAACACCGGAAGGAUUUGGAAAGAAGGUUAGAUGACAGAGAAUAUCGAGACCGCAAAGACAGAGAUCGCCGUAAAAUAGAAGAACGGGAACGCGAGAGGGACAGAGAAAGAGAACGUGAGAAAGAACGAGAGAGGGAUAGGGAGAGGCGAAAAGAGCGUGAACGAGAAAGGGAGCGUGACAGACUAAGGGACAGAGAAAGGUCAUCAGAACGACGUCGAAGAGAUAGGGAUAUCGUCAGGGGCCGUCGCUCGCUGUCUAUGCGCCGAGAUCGCCGAUACUUAGAUCGGGACAGACGAUCUCGAGAUAGAAGUCGUGAUCGCUACAGAGGGCGUUCGCGUGAUAGAGGUUCAAAUGGCAGAGACAGACAUAGAGGUUCACCGACAGCUGUGUCCCACGUCGUCCCAAGUUCAAGUGACGAAGAGCUCGAUAUAUCUAUUAAUACAGAUGAAGAAGAAGAAACUGAAGAACAAAUAAUUGAAAAGAGAAGAAAACAACGAGAACUUCUUUUACAGCGUUUGGGCACAAACAAUAAUAAUGACGGGAAAAAAGAAGAGAAAAGUGAGACAAAUAUGAAGAAGAACUCAACAUCUGACAUAAAAUACAUUAAAGAAGUGAACUCUGCUACAAUUCUUAAAGAUGAUUCCCAUAUAAAUAACUCGACUGAAGUGAAUAAAGAAACAAAAGAUCAAGGGGUCGACAAUGAAUCAUUUAAAUUGGAGAAAUCAAUAAAAAAAAGUGAAUGGGACAUGUUUGCUGAUCAAGAUAACUUUGAUAAUGUUGACACACCAACAGCUGGAAAGCCUAGGAGUAAAUUGACCCAAGAGAAUCCUUCUCUGACAGAUAAUUGGGAUGAUGCAGAGGGUUACUAUAGAGUUCGAAUUGGUGAAGUUCUAGACAAUAGGUAUUCUGUUUAUGGUUACACUGGCCAAGGAGUAUUCUCAAAUGUGGUUCGAGCCAGAGACCAAGCCCGUGGCAACACCGAUGUGGCUGUUAAAAUAAUCAGAAACAAUGAAAUAAUGCACAAAACAGGUCUCAGAGAGUUAGAAAUUCUAAAGAAGUUGAAUGACGCGGAUCCAGAUGACAAAUUCCACUGCCUUCGUCUUUUCCGCCACUUUUUCCAUAAACGCCAUCUGUGUAUGGUAAUGGAACCGCUAUCAAUGAAUUUAAGAGAGGUUCUUAAGAAGUAUGGAAAGAAUAGUGGCAUACAUAUAAAAGCAGUCAGAAGCUAUACACAGCAAAUGUUAUUAGCAUUAAAAUUAUUGAAGAAAACACGAAUUUUACAUGCAGACAUAAAACCUGACAAUAUUUUGGUCAACGAAAGCAAACUUUUGUUAAAGUUAUGUGACUUUGGUGCUGCUUCACAAGUAUCCGAUAAUGAUAUUACACCGUACUUGGUAUCGAGAUUCUACAGGUCGCCCGAAAUUAUAUUAGGAGUCCCAUAUGACCAUGGUAUAGACAUGUGGUCAACGGCUUGUACAAUUUAUGAGCUGUCUACGGGGAAAAUUAUGUUUAGCGGUAAAUCUAACAAUGAGAUGUUGAAAUACUUUAUGGACCUCAAAGGCAAGAUACCCAAUAGAAUAAUUAAGAAGGGUCACUUCAAAGAACAGCAUUUUGAUGCUAACUGUAAUUUCCUGUAUCAUGAAUUGGAUAAAAUUACUGAAAGGGAGAAGGUAGUAAUUAUGUCAAGUAUAAAACCGACAAGAGAUUUACUCUCCGAAUUAGCACCAUCCUUGCAUCGGUUACCGGCGCCAGAAGCUAAGAAGGUGAACCAACUGAAGGAUCUCCUCGAGCGAAUGCUGAUGAUUGACCCAACGAAGAGAGCAUCUGUAAAUCAUUGCCUUGCUCAUCCUUUUAUCCAGGAAAAAAUUUAGUUUUUUUGUUAACCUCAUUUACAGACAAUAAUAACUAUUACAUGUACAAUGUUUAGUUCAGAUAACUAGGUUAGUUGGGGAAGCCCGUCCGUGUCUUUAGCAAACUAUGCUUAAAUAUUUGUAUAAGUGUGUUAAAAUGGUCUUUAAUUGUAUUUUACAUUACUUGACACGAAAUAGUGUGACAUAGUAUGUAAUUUUUCUUUUUUUUGGCUAUUGGAUAUAGCAUAGUUUUAUUUGUUUGAUUGCAAAUUACAACUGUCAGGGACUUAGCUUUCAAAGUUCAAAUUACCUGUAUGAACCAACAAA
This is a messenger RNA of Zerene cesonia (dogface butterfly), 3176 nucleotides long. It is a transcript of the gene Prp4k, whose product is annotated as serine/threonine-protein kinase prp4. Gene Ontology annotation, molecular function: ATP binding; protein serine/threonine kinase activity. The transcript is spliced from 10 exons. The record is from RefSeq and is a predicted model, not a curated record. Lineage: Eukaryota; Metazoa; Arthropoda; Insecta; Lepidoptera; Pieridae. Gene Ontology annotation, biological process: mRNA cis splicing, via spliceosome; peptidyl-serine phosphorylation; peptidyl-threonine phosphorylation. The coding region runs from base 285 to 2870 and encodes 861 amino acids.